Molecule: messenger RNA, 860 nt
Organism: Protobothrops mucrosquamatus (brown spotted pit viper)
Lineage: Eukaryota; Metazoa; Chordata; Lepidosauria; Squamata; Viperidae
Gene: SNRPD2
Product: small nuclear ribonucleoprotein D2 polypeptide
Exons: 4
Coding region: 270-596 (108 amino acids)
Biological process (GO): RNA splicing; spliceosomal snRNP assembly
Cellular component (GO): precatalytic spliceosome; U2 snRNP; catalytic step 2 spliceosome
Molecular function (GO): RNA binding
Source: RefSeq, a predicted model, not a curated record
AUGAACUCACCCAAUUUUGUGGGGGAAUUUUGUGGGGGGUGUAGAUCUCUUUCCCUGGCACCUACUUAUUGAGUGAUCGUAUUUCUAUGCGCCCCCCCUUAAAACGUGACUCUGGAGGAGCAUACAAUAAACAGCAUAAAAAGACACAGGGAGUGCGUUUUCCACUUCAGGGGACAGUCGUAGCUUGUAAGCCGUGCUGUGCUUGACCAAGAGAGAUUCAGCACUGACUCUUCAAUAUCUGGAGCCUCUUAAACAAGCCCAAAAGUGAGAUGACUCCCGAGGAACUGCAAAAACGGGAAGAGGAAGAGUUCAACACAGGGCCUCUGUCAGUGCUCACACAAUCCGUUAAAAAUAAUACCCAGGUGCUCAUCAAUUGUCGCAAUAACAAGAAGCUUCUGGGGCGAGUCAAGGCCUUUGAUAGGCACUGCAACAUGGUGUUGGAGAACGUCAAGGAGAUGUGGACCGAGGUGCCCAAGAGUGGGAAAGGCAAGAAGAAGUCCAAGCCGGUCAAUAAAGACCGCUACAUCUCAAAAAUGUUCCUGCGGGGAGAUUCAGUCAUUGUCGUGCUAAGGAAUCCCCUUAUUGCUGGCAAGUAAACAGGCCAAGAUGGCUCACGAGCCUGGCCACACCAAGAUGCCAUACACAGGAUCCUUGUCAAGAGACUGGAAUCUGUUGCCUUUAGUUUUAAGGCAGGGAUAUCUUACGCUCAACUCUCCUUCAGAUGUUUCUUUGGUCACACACGUGUAGUUCUGGGAUGUGCUGAUUCAUGAGAUUCCCGUCAUUUGAGUUUGUUUGUGGGGUUUUGAUUUUUCCUUUUCCCCCCCCCUUUUUGUAAUAAACAUUUUGUUGAAUUUGUUGAA